AAUAUAUAUAUAUAUAUUGUAAAGAGUUUUUAAUCUUUCCCUAAUAUUUUAACUUUUUCCAAGAUGUUAUAAAAACCGGAAAGAGUUAUAUGGAUAUGUAUACUUACAAUUAGUUGUGUAUAAAACAGUUCAUCAAUUUUUAUACAAUGUAAAGAUGAAUUGUAAUAUAAACACGCCUAAGUACGAAAAGAAAACGGAGUUCUCAAUCUUCAUUUGAUCAAAGACAAAAUCGAAGCUAUUAUACCUAUCAAACGUUUGUACUCUUAAAAUUAUUCACAAUUUACAACUCAUUAAUCUGAAGACAGUCACAUAACAAACGAGAGGAAGCCGUGACGAAAUGAUUAGGGAAUACUUAAGGGAUCGGUAUAAAUUUUCCAAGGGAAAAUCGUACUAAUCGGGAUUUACCGAUUGGAUUAUGAAAUCAUGCUUUCUAUGGUUCUUUCCGGUAUUUAUUGCAACUAUUCUCGUUAAUAUAGGAAGGGUGAUGGGUGUUAAUACUUUCAAACAUGAACAAAACAUUGGCACGGUGUUAUUUGAGAAAAGUGAUACAGCUAAACAUUGUUGGACCACGGAGGAAUUUAUUAUCUUAAAUAGUCGACGAAUGUUUCAAGAUCUCUUACCAAAGGUGAAAGUUCUAAAUUAUGAGAACGAUCGGUACAUCGCGCUGCUGAUGGAUUACUUUCACAUUUGUCUGGAAAACGUGCGUAAGCUGUCGAUAGGAAAAACGAAGCACCUGAUGCUGAAAGCCCUGGCGGACACGAUGGGCGGUUACUUGCAGGUUUACAUUUUGCCCCUCACCAAACACUCCUAUUACGCGGGCAACGUAAAGUACCGAAAUGCUAGAAAACUAUUCGAACUGUACGAACAGCUGAAGAUUUUUUUACGAAGCAACGGAGCUGGUUGGCUAAAUCCUUCGAAGAAGAUAAAACAGACGAAGAUUCAAGCGAUAGUGAUUACGUCGCCGAAAUCGUCGUCGGUUGCGUGCGAUGGGCUUAUUACUUACUCUGCAUCUUCGAUCGCUAACAAGCGAGAGACGAAACGUUUCACGUUCAAGCAGAAAAAGAGGCAUGUUCCGAAGCACAAAAUUAAAAGUACAAAUCCGAGGCACAAAGAUGAAUCUGAUCGAGACAACGAAUCGAUUAUCAUCCCUCUUCCUUUCCUGGACGACGAUACACAGCCAAAUAGUAUCGCGUUACCUUUUAAGAAGAACACCUUGCAGUCUUUAUACAGUGAACGAUCGACUUUUGCAUUGGUCAAAUACUACAUAGCUAGCGUGAAGUGCAUCGUCUCGAAAUCGAGAGAAAAAACUGAGCUGGAGGCCUUUAAUCGGGAGUUUUACGAUUGGCUGCAGCAAUCCGUGCAACGACACCUUGAUGAUGAGAAAUGGUACCCGGCGUUCGGCGGUGUAUUGAGGGUGAUCGCCUCGUUGGAGGAAGCAGGCGCGGGAACCGGUCCUACUAAGGGAGCAAAAAGUGGAACGUAUGAGAUUAUGCCCAAAACAGGCAUGCAACAAACUAUUGAGCCCGAGGAAGUCGUGCCACCUCUGUACAAAGAAGAGGAAACGGGAGUCCCACUAGGAACGGCCGAAUUAAUAUCGAUUGCAGUGGUGAGCGCGUUACUAGUGUGGUUGCUGGUGGGCUUGAGUUUGGUCUGCUACAGAUUCCUUACGAAACACUCGGACGAGUGCGUCUCAUAUGAACCACAGGAUCCUCCAGUUGCUGUUUUGUACGAAAAUAAAGAAUACUGCCAACCUGAUACGUGUCCAACACAAUCACCUCGUAAGAGUUUGCUGGAAAGAAUUAAGGAUUAUUGGAAGGACAGGUUUGGUAAAUGUCAUGGAGGUUGUCAAGAUCGUAUGGACGAGGAACGUUGUUUAGCCGCAAUUAGUUAUACUAGCAAAGACACGAUCGACGUUAGUCAUAGUAGCAGAAGUUAUCAGAAAAGGAAAAUAAAUAAAUCGGUUUCAGCGAUGUUAUCGUGUCAUCGAAAGGAGCAUGUUCCCAUCAGAAAAGUUUGUUAUAGUUCAGAUGGCUCGUUAACCACGAAUACGGAGAGUCCGGAGAGCAAACCCAGAUAAUAAAAGGUUAUAAGUUUUCAUUUAUCUUUUAAUACAUCCCUUUUUAGUAUGUACGACGUAAUAAAUACAAUCAAUUACAAAUAAAAUCACCUUUCUAAUUAUUGCUAUCUAAGUAUAAUAAUUUUUAAGUACGUUAUAUAAUAACUAGGUAUUUUUAUCCCUUUGAUAAUAAAAUUGUAAUGUUAUGAUA
Messenger RNA from Bombus impatiens (common eastern bumble bee), 2267 nucleotides. RefSeq lists its product as uncharacterized. Bases 416 to 2077 code for a protein of 553 amino acids. Lineage: Eukaryota; Metazoa; Arthropoda; Insecta; Hymenoptera; Apidae. The transcript has 12 exons. The record is from RefSeq and is a predicted model, not a curated record.